GCGUACGUACGCAUUCAACUCAACUUUGUUUACACUGAACUCCGAGGAAUUUAAUCAAAUUUAUUAUUUCUGCUAUUUUUCAGAAUUGAUUAAUUACUGUUUUUAUGGUUUUCCCAUUAAUUAAAGUGUGUUAGUGGUGUGUGUGCAAGCUCUGUGAUGGAUUUGAAAAAAACAGUUCCAACAUCGCGCUUAUUCAGCCUUGCACUUCUUGACAUAAAGGAUGAACAGGAGGAGAGGUAUGAAAAGCUGAUUGUCUCCUUGCAGGGGAUUAUUCAGGGGAAAGGAGAGAAAGAAUUAAAUGAUGCUCUGAGCACAACCGUGGCUAAGGAUGCUAAAAGUCAUGAAGAUAUUACGGUUGGUUACAUGCUUCUUAUACUUAUUGAACCAGAUAAUGCACAGAAACAUUACAGACAUUUAACCCUUGUGUCCCGUGAUGGAUUACACUGUGUACUCAAUGAACUGACAAGACUAGUGCUGGAUAAAUACCUCAAGUUAAAGGAAGAGGUUCGUCGCCAGCUGCUAUGGAUCGUCAGAGAGAUGAUCAAAAACCAGGUUCAAAAUAUUGAUGGUUUAUGUUGGACAUUAAUGAGACAAAUUGCAGGAGGAGACCUUAGUCAGAAGAAUCUGUGGUUGGCUGACACCCUGAUGGAUAUCUAUACUGAGCACAGAGCUUGGUUGGAGAAAUUCCAGUUCCUCCUCUCCAGUGUAGUAUACACCUAUCUCAGGAUAAUUGAAGAUCAUGCUCAUUCCAAUCUGUCGGCUCUCAGGACUAAGGAAGUAAACUUUGUUGUUGGUUUGAUACGGGACCGGUUUAACGACGUGAUACAGAUUGGUCGGGACCUAGUUCGUCUUCUUCAGAAUGUUGCUAGGAUACCGGAGAUAGAACAGAUAAAGAAGAGAUUUCUGCAAUCUCGAAUAACCCCAGAUAUGGAGAAGAAACUGGUCUACCUCACAUCUCAGGUUCGUUUUGGUUCUCAUAAAAGAUACCAAGAUUGGUUUCAGAAAAAUUAUCUGGCAACAAUGGAGUCCCAGUCUCUCAGAUGUGAUUUAAUCCGUUUUAUUGUGGGUGUUAUCCAUCCUACAAAUGAACUCCUUUGUUCUGAUAUCAUCCCCAGAUGGGCAGUUAUAGGUUGGCUUCUAACGACCUGUACAAACCCAGUUGCUGCUAGUAACGCUAAGCUGGCCCUGUUCUAUGACUGGUUAUUCUACGAGGCGGACAAGGAUAACAUCAUGAAUAUCGAGCCCGCCAUUCUUGUCAUGCACCACAGUCUUCGUCCCCACCCUGCCAUCACAGCCACACUUUUAGAUUUCCUCUGCAGGAUUAUUAAUAAUUUCUAUCCGGCAGGAUGCGAUAAGGUGAGGAAUGGAAUUUAUUCCUCUUUGCGCCAAAUUGUUGACAAAAAAGUGUUGCCCUCCCUGAGCCCGCUGUUUGACAAUCAGCGGUUAGACCGGGAGCUAAGGGCGAUGUUGAAGGAACGGUUCGGCGGGUUCCUAGCUAAAGAAGAGGAGGAUAGAUCAGACCCGGCGAUUAUUCUUGAUAAGGAUGAGGAGAUGAUGCAUGAUGGUGACGGAGGUCCAACCUUCUCCGACGACGAGGAUGACGACCUUCCCAGCCUCCAAGGAUACCAGCCUGACGAGGAUGUUGUUCUCGCCCCCGUCAUUGUUCCCUCAACCCCUGAAGUGUCGAGUAAUAACGGGCAUUCAGCUCCAGUUCCACAGCUUAAUAAACUCAGUUACUCCGUAGAUCGGUUGCCUGGGCUGGAUCGACGGAUACCGGUAAACCAGGUGAACCACCUGAACCACAGCAACGGGGAGGAGAACGGAGAGAGAGAUAUCCAGGAGAAGCUGGAGGAGCUCAAGGAGGAGAGGAGCAGUGAGAGGAGAUGUGAGAUCAUGGAUCAGUUAGUUCAACUUCUUAUACAGGAGCAAACUGAUGGUGAGGAGGCCCGACAAGUCGCUGAAAAACUUUCAGAUAUUUUGAAAGAUCAGUUCGAGGGGAAAAUAUUCCCCGAGGUUCCGACCUCGGAGAAUAUCGAGGAUUCUAUCGGUCAACCUCUGUUUGUUGUGUUCAGAACACUGUGUGAGAUUAGUGAGAUAGAUCCUAACCGUCAACCCAUACUCGCAGUACUGGCUGAACUGUACGGUCUACAACCUCGCCUUGGAUAUUACCUUCUGUAUUUUCUGAAAUCCUACAAUAAACUAGACUACAAAGCUAAAGCUAAUCUAUAUAAGGACCUGUGCGAGGCUAUUGAUGACAACAACAGCUUGGAUAUUUGCCUUGUUAACGAUAUGAGACAAUGUCAGGAGGAUGAUGUUAGCUUAUUUGUGUACCUUGUUCCUGAUAUAUAUACACACUUCCAGAAGGCGGCUAUUGGUAAUGUUGAUUUGCUGUACCUGGUUGUAUCCUGUGUAGAUGGACGGCAGAUACAAACCCUUGUAUCUCAUAUAAUUGCCAGGGAUUUCAUUAUGUUCAAAAAGGACAGUUUCCAGCCAGUGAUCAGUGUGAGUCUAACCUGGGAAACAUUUGAACAGUACGCGCUCUGGCAACUACUUCUAGGGCAUGAGAUCCCAGUUGACUGUAUACUGCCACUAAUCCCUCGUCUCAGCUAUGUACAGAAUGCCGAGGCUCUAACACAUUUCAUGCAUCUUCUACGCAGAGAGAAACCCAGUGCCGAGCUUAUCAAACAUCUGAUGUCAAGAGAACCACAUCCAGGAGACAGGUUUGUAACUGCUGUGCUGACCAGCUGGCUCUCCCAGCAGUACGAGGAUUCUAAAAAGCUUGGAGAUCUCAUCGGGUCUCAGCUCUGUAAACAGGCUUCUCCAGCUGGAGGAAAACGGAAGAGAACAUCAAACACAAAUAAAACCCAGAAUAGCUUAGGAACUCUGUCUGAGAUGACUCUAGGACACCUCGACAUUCUCCGACAAACCUGUAAAAACUACGAUCUCUUUAACCUUCGCUCAAUACAACGCGCACUCCAAACUGUGCGCAGUCUCUGCACAGAGUUCCAGAAGAAAAAGUUCAGUGAUUUAUUCGCGCUCGCAGACUCAGAGAGUGAGGAGGAUUCAAAUCCCAAACAUAAAUCCUCGAAAUCAAAAUCUGCGAAAUCCCCGGGGAAACCUAAAAAGGCGGCGAGUAUUGGAGGCGGGAGCGUAAAGAACAGUGAGACCAGUGGAGAGUCAACAGAUUCAGAUGAUGAACCUCAGCCUCCGAAGGGGAAAGGCCGGCCUCCAAAGGGAAAGAAUCAGAGGAAAAGGACGAACAAGGUUAGCUACAAAGAAAUGGGAAGUACUGAAGACUCUACAGAGGAUGAUGACUCCAAGAAGACACCAAAGAAGCGCAAGAAAGCAACCUCUGAAAGUGAUUAAGACAGGAUUAUACUUUUAUUCACAUAUCGAUCUGAACAUUUGAACAGAAUACGAAUAAGUUUACUCAUUUGAGCUAUUGACAAAAAAUAGCUUCUUUUUCACGGCUGAAUAUUGAUUUAAUAUUCUCGGUUUUAAAAAAUCCUGUUCCGAGGUUCGGAGCACAAAAUCAUAAAUCAAAAUCUCCGGCUUCGGAAUUGAAAUUUUAAAAAAUCAGCCUCUGCAAAUAUUUUUUCCUGACACUAUACAAAAAUAUUGGUACGAUUUAUUAAAAUGCUUACACAAAUGUAUUUUUAUAGAAUAUUUUUAGCUGACGCGUUAUGAAUCUUCAUGUUUGUAUAAAUGUCGUUAUGAAAUAUAGUUUGAAUUGAACUAUGAAA
Messenger RNA from Eurytemora carolleeae, 3743 nucleotides. RefSeq names its product integrator complex subunit 3 (gene IntS3). NCBI's taxonomy places the organism in Eukaryota, Metazoa, Arthropoda, Copepoda, Calanoida, Temoridae. The record is from RefSeq and is a predicted model, not a curated record. The transcript has 28 exons. Gene Ontology annotation, cellular component: cytoplasm. Bases 157 to 3366 code for a protein of 1069 amino acids.